AGUGGUAAAGGCUCAUGCCCCCACUUUACAGCCUAGUUGUCUCAACAUUCCACCCAUUCCCAGAAGAGAAGAACAAAGGAGAAACAGUUGUAUGCUGUCUUCCUCACAAUUUGAUCUCAGUUGUUUUCAGCUGAUUUUAUGACAGUCUUCAGAUAUGCAGCCUACCCUCUACAGAAAAUCUGUGUGCUUUCACAUCAGUGGUGUAAAGAUCAUGGAUCUGCAAUAUCUUUUUUCAGGUUUACAGUUUUAAUGGGAAUGCCUUUAAUGUUUUGUUUUUGGUUUUGAGAUAUGAUCAGGAAGCAUUCUUUCAGCAUUCAUUGAAAUAAUUAUAUGACUUUCUUAUUUGACAUUAUUAAGAAGGUUUAAACUUAAUAACUUUUCAUUUUAACUCUUCCUUUAUAUUCUGGAAUAAAGUAUCAAUUUAUUAUGCUCUAAUAUGCUUUAGUGUUGUAGGAAAUUAAAUUUACCAAAGAUGACCACAAUUAUACUUUAUCUUGUCCUUAAUGUUCUUCUUGAAAUGUGACUGAUAUUCUUCCCCACCAAAAGGCAGGGCCUGUGUCCCUUCCUCUCAGAUCUGUCAGAGGCUUAUGAUUGGUUCAAACCAUGGAGUUCAGUAGAAAUGAUGCAGUGUGAAUUAUGAGACUAAGUCAUAAAAAUAAUGAACCUUUUCCUUGCUUUUCUCAUGGGAAAAUUUCUACCAUGUUGAGAGAUAGUCCAGGCUACAUAAGAGAACCAAGUGGAGAGGAACUGAGACCCCCACAUCAACAAUCAGUAACAAUUUGCCUGCCAUGUGAGGGAACCAUCGUGAAAGUGAAUCCUCCCUCCAAGUCGAGAUACUUGAUGACUAUUGAUCUAGACAAUAAUUCACAACAAUUUCAUAAGAGAUUUGAGCCAAAACUGCCUACCCACUCCUAAAUUUCUGGCCUAGAGAAUAUGUUAGAGAUAAUAAAUAAUCAUUCUUUUAAGCCUUUAACUGUUGGAAUUGUUAUAUAGCAGUAUGAUAAUUUAUAAUCUAUAAGCGUUGCUGGAUUUUACUUGCUUUAUAUAUUAUUUGAUUUACCUAUUGUAAUGUUAAUAUUUUCCCCUAGAGAACUAGUUCUUGGAUUCAUUUAACAAUGGCAAAAGUUUUCAAAUUCCCAUAUUUUCUUGUGAUUACUUUAUUGCCUUUCCUUAACAGUUAAGUAGUGUUUCCAUUACAUAUGGUAUAAUACUGGAAUCCUGUUAAUUUUUUCUUCAUAUAAUUAAUCAUUUUUUGUAACACCAUCUAGUGAAGAAUCCAUACUUUCCUCUUUGAUUUAUAAUGCUACCUUCAUUGUUAACAUGUUUUCAUAAAGAAGCAUAUUGGUUAGUGAGAGGCCUCUAUUCUGUUAUACUAAUUCAUUGUUCUCUUCUAAUUUUGCUACUAGCCUUUGGUGGUAUGUCAUUCUCUAGUAAGGCAAAUCUUCCCACUUGGUUUACUUCUCUAUAUGGACUUUUCCUUCCCUAUAAUUUUCAAGGAAAAAAAAUUAUAUUGUGUUUCUCAAAAAAAAUCCAACUGCAAAUAUUCUUGAAUUGUAUUGCAUUUAAAUCAUCUCAUUCAAGAGCAUGGAAGCAUGCUUCUCCUUUUAUUCAGAUAAUCUUCCUUCUUCUCUUUGGAAUUUGAAAGGAUAUAGUUUUUUAUAUUCUUGGUUCAACUGGUCUGUUUGUUGCUGUUGUGUAUGAAAUUUUACUUUCUAGUAGUUGAUUGCUGAUACAGUAUGCUAUUGUCUUAUUGUAACUAGUAAUUUUGCUGAAUAUUUAGUUUGUUUUAUGUGCAUUUUCAUGGGUUUUCAAGAUACAUGUCUCUAAGUAUGAAAAUAAUGACAUUUGGUAUUUUUGCUUCCAAUCUUCAUGCCCAUUAUUUCUUUUCCUUAUAGUAUUUACCAGAACUUCUAGUACUAUGCAACAGUGAUGGUGGUUAUUCUUUUCUUGUUACUAUUAUAAAGAACUACCAUUGAAAUAUCUCCAUUAAGCCUAUAGUUCUUAAUAUACACCUUUAACAUUUUAGAGAGUUUAAAAAUUUUUUUAGUUUGCUAAAAGCUUUUCUUAAUACCAUGUAUAGUUGUUCAAUUUAACAGAAUUUAUGUUACGUGAUUUUCCUGAAUUAGCUGAGAUAAUCAUGAUUGUCUUCUAUAAUACAGGAAAUUAUGUUUCCUUGCAUACCUGGAAUAAACUACACUUGAUCAUGAUGUAUUAUUGAUACAUUACUUAAUUCAAUUAGCUAAUAUUUUAUGUAGGAAUUUUGUAUAUUUACAAAUCUUCAUUUCUAAAAACAGGAGAUUAGACAUUUAAUUUUAUGAACUAGCUGAACACUCCUGGAAAAUUCUGGUAUUUGAAUCACAUAUGCAGCUAAUAGAAGAAUUAUAAGAUAUUUGAGUAAAUUCUUCAAUUUUAAAGAUAGAAAUCAAGAUGAAUGUGCGGCAAACAGGGAUUGAGUCUGAGGAAACAUUAUGUAGACAAGAGACUAUAAACUCUAAUUAAUAUUUCUAAAGUAAUUAAAGAAGACAUAUCCACGAAACUCUUACUCUUAGAAAGAUAUUUAAAGCAUCAAUAAAGUGAGAAAGAAUGCCAAGAAAAACAACCAUGAGUAUGAACAUAAUCUCAUUGAAAUUAAAAUAUAAAAAUAAAAAAUAAAAAUUCAAUGGAAAAGUUGAAGGUAAAAUUGGGAAACUUUUUCGUAUGAUAGAAUAAACAGACAGAAACAAAUUAUAUAAGGGAAAAUGGACAAAGCAAAUACAGACUAUCCAGGAGAAUAAUAUAUGACUAAUAGGGGACUCAGUUUAAGUGCAGUCUUCUAGAUUAAAGAAAUCAAGAAAGGAAUUUUGCAGAGAAACAUGAGAACAUUUCAUAGAGUUGAUGAGCAAUCUGGAUUGUAAUGCUCACUGAAUAAUCAACAAAAAAGUCCCAAACCAAGGAAUCAACAAAAGAAGAUCCUAAAAUAUUUUUAUAGAGGAAACAAAAUAUUACCUACAGAUUCAUUAGAAUUUUUAAAAAAUCAGUCUCAGAAGCAAUGCUUAUAACAAUGAAGCAAUUCUGAGGAAAAAAAAAUUAGUCGACAUUUCUGCACUCAGUUAUGAGGGGUUAAUGAUGAUUUCAAUGUACUGUGAUUCAAAUGAUCUGGGAAUUUUUCCUAGUAAUCCUGCUUGGAGAUUCUCUUAAAUGGUGUAUAUUGAGGAAUACCUUGUCUGCUUCUCACUUUUGCCUUUUUCACUGGCAGUGAGCUUAAUAUUCAUAGGUUUGUUUGCACUCAUUUUGAUGUGUUCCUCCAAAAUGACAGAGUAAAAUAAAGAAUUAUGGAAUAUUGAAAAUUGAGCUUUAAAGAGUAGCCAGUCCAGAUUAGAGCAAGAAGAUAACAUUUCCAAAAUAAAAGGGUUGGGUAGGCUGAGACACUUGAUAAAAUAAAUUAUAUAGAGCUUUUCAAAAUAAGAAUAUGAGGAUAGCAAAUUUCUUAGAACAAAACAAAUCAUCCUUUCAAACAAACUUUAUAAUCAUCGUCAAAAUUAUAUAAGCACUGCAUUGAUUUAACUGAAAAUAGUAUGAAAAUGAUGAAUAGAACUCUAGUAUAUAAUUCAUCAUCUCAUAGGAAGAAGUAAAUAAUAUCUAAAAUGAUCACCCAUGAAGCAAUAAUAUAAGCAAUAUUGAGUAAUAUUAUUGCACUUGGCAAAUUAUUCUUGUCUGAAGUGUAUAUGUGUGGGUCCCUUCUGGGCUGCCUUCUAGCUCUGUGAUCAUUGGAAUUAAUCUGUUUCAACCAUUAUUUACUAUUUUGUAGUACAGAGAUAAUAAUAGUAUUUACAACAUAGGAUUGCUAUGAGGACUAACUAAAAUAUAAGUCGAAGUCAUUAGCUCAUUGGUUGACAGACAAGAGCUAUGUAAGUAUUUCUUUUAUAGUGAUAAUAUUUGAUAUUUGGAUACAUUUUUAAGCCAUUUGGCUACUUGUUAUAUCUUCCCUUACCUUUCUUGUUUUUCUUCCUUUUUUUGAAGUUCUUUCUUUUUCUAUGUGGUUUGCCACUUAUAUUACCUACUAAAUAUCUUUUUCUUUGUUCAUCCUCUCACUUAGAUUUCUUCUGCCCCAAAAGCCUGAUCUUUAACCAGAUGGCAGUAACAUUUGAAGAUGUAACAAUUAUUUUUACUUGGGAAGAGUGGAAAUUCCUGGAUUCUUCUCAAAAAAAUCUCUACUGGGAGGUUAUGUGGGAGAACUACACAAAUGUCAUGUCAUUAGGAAACUUGAAUGAGAGCUACAAGCCACAAGAGCAGCGAUUCAAAUACUUACAAUAUGGAAAUUUUUCCUCCUUGCAGAGCUGGAGAAAUGCUAGCACUCAGAUAUACGAGAAUCAAAAUUAUAAUGAAAUCAUUCAAGGGGUAGAUUCCAAAAAUGUAAAGCAACAAGAUCUUUCCCAGUGUCAAGAGUGGUUAAUUCUCUCCACACAAGUACCAGAGUAUGGAAACUAUGAACUGACCUUUGAAGGUGUAAGCCAUAGGAACUUAAAAUUUAGAAAGUUAAACCUUAUACCUUAUACCUUAGAAACCAAAACCACCCAAGACUUUAGUAGAGAAGAUUACAUGAAUGAUUCUCAUGGUUUUCGAGGGGACGGAAACCAUCUUGUCAUAUCUAGGAAAAAUCUUUUUAUAGAAAAAGACCAGAAAUUCAUAGCUCAGCAUUCUUAUAUCUCAGUGGAAGAAGCCCUUCCAGUAUAUAUUGGGGAGAUAUGCCAGUGUGACCUACUGAGAGACUCUGUGGAGGAUAAAUACUGUGUAUGUAAUAAAUAUAAAGAAAUUCGUUAUUGGAACUCACAGUGUGUUCUCCACAAGAGAAAUCAACUUGGAGAAAACCUCUAUCCAUAUUCCAUUGGCACAGCAUGCUUCUCUCAGAGAUCAGAUUUUUACAGAUAUCCAAGAAUCCACAUAAGUAAGAAGCUGUAUGGAUGUGAUGAAGUUGGCAGUAACUUUAGUCAUGGCUCAGGAGUUUACUUUCAUCAGAGAGUCUUCACAGGGGAUAUACCUUAUAUAUGUAAUAUAUGUGGUAAGAGCUUCAGUCAGAUUUCUUGUCUUCAUAGUCAUCAAAGUGUCCAUACAGAAGAGAAACACUAUAAAUUUGAGUGUAAUAAGGACCUCAGUACAAAUUCACUAUUUCACAUUCAUCAGAGUCUUCACACAGAAGAAAAACCCUUUAAGUGUGAUCAGUGUGGUAAGAGUUUUAGUCGGAGUUCAGUACUUCAUGUUCAUCAGAGAGUCCACACUGGAGAAAAACCAUAUAAGUGUGAUGAAUGUGGUAAGGGCUUCAGUCAGAGCUCAAAUCUUCGAAUUCAUCGGUUAGUACACACAGGAGAGAAGUCUUUUAAAUGUGAUGACUGUGGUAAGCGCUUUACUCAACGCUCAAAUCUUCAAAUUCAUCAGAGAGUGCAUACAGGAGAGAAGCCUUAUAAAUGUAGUGACUGUGGGAAAGACUUCAGCCACAGCUCAGAUCUUCGCAUUCACCAGAGGGUCCACACAGGAGAGAAACCUUAUACCUGUCAUGACUGUGGGAAGGGCUUUAGCAAGAGUUCAAAACUUCACACUCAUCGAAGAAUACACACUGGAGAGAAACCUUAUAAAUGUGAAGAGUGUGGUAAGGGAUUCAGUCAGCGUUCACAUCUUCUCAUUCAUCAGAGAGUUCAUACAGGAGAAAAACCCUAUAAAUGUGCUGAUUGCGGGAAGGGCUUUAGUCACAGCUCUAAUCUUCACAUCCACCAGAGGGUCCACACUGGAGAGAAGCCUUAUCAAUGUGCAAAGUGUGGUAAGGGUUUCAGUCAUAGCUCAGCACUUCGAAUUCAUCAAAGAGUCCACGUGGGAGAGAAAACUUAUAAAUGCCAUGAGUAUUAUAAAGGGUUUGAUCAGAAUUCACAUCUUCACAAUAAUCACAGAGAAACUGUAUAAAUCUUGUUUAUUAAUAGCUUCAAGUAAAGCUUAAUCAUUAAACUCAAUAAAUGCUGCUGGAAAACAAAUCCUGUAAUUAAAACAAAAUUCUAAACAAAAGUACUUUCCCCUCCUACCUCAAGAGGCAAUUCUUAGGAGAAUUACUAUUUAUUUAAAAUUAAAUGUAAUUUCUUUACUAUACAAUACAUAAUUAUUACAAAAUAUAUAUUAAAAUUUAAGGAAAGAUUUUUUUUGCA
This is a messenger RNA of Ictidomys tridecemlineatus (thirteen-lined ground squirrel), 6167 nucleotides long. It is a transcript of the gene Znf214, whose product is annotated as zinc finger protein 214. Lineage: Eukaryota; Metazoa; Chordata; Mammalia; Rodentia; Sciuridae. Gene Ontology annotation, molecular function: DNA-binding transcription factor activity, RNA polymerase II-specific; RNA polymerase II cis-regulatory region sequence-specific DNA binding. The record is from RefSeq and is a predicted model, not a curated record. Gene Ontology annotation, biological process: regulation of transcription by RNA polymerase II.